AUAUUUAUUCUGUAAGAAGUUGAAUGAUGCACUUCUAAAUGCAAAGACAGAUGGUUUAAUAUACCAACAAGUGUUAUUGUAUUCGUCAGACAUAUCACGAUGUGACUGGUAGACUCUGUAAGAGCAAAGUAUUUAUUCCACUUUGUAUAAGUAUAUUAAUGAAUUAAACAGUCUAAAAUUUGACAAAGUCUUAGCUUUAACACAUUCUUACAGAUUUGUCCUUGCCUCUGCUUUGGCCCUCGUAGUCAUUCCUUGUAAAUUAAAUGUGUUUUAUAUUUUCAUGUAUUUUAAGCCUUGAAUCCAGUGUUUGCCUGGGUUUUGUAACACUCGACUUGCACAGACAAUUAUCGACAACACUGUGUGAAUAACGAAACUCCCAGGGGCCUCCUUAAAAAGCUCAAAGUAAACAAAACAACAAUCGAAUGAUCCAGAUUUUCAAAGCCAUAACAAUAUGACUGUUUAAAGAUAACAACAUACGGUUUUGAAGUAGCUCUAAACACAUGUUAGAUGCCAGUUUAAAUAAGAGGUUAUUCAUGGUUUUAUACUUGUUCACACCUUCAAUCCCCAAAAGUUUCUGCAGAGUUGAGUUCAGUCUCUUUUAUUUCAGUUGAUUCUUAAGAAGUAUUGUCGCACAGAGGAAACGAGGCUACCGACAGAUCUGGGAGAUCAAGAGGUUCAGCGCUCACUGAACAACAUAAACACAGCCAGGCUUUCAUGCAGAGAAACUGGGGCUGGGGAUGUUGACGGUAACAGUGGGACGCUCUUUGGGAAAUCUGCUUUGAUCGCUGCUACAAAAAAAUAAAUGAAAAAUAAAGACAGAAAUAGAAAAUGAUGAGGCAAACUGACGUUAGGGUUUAGAUUUUUUAGCUCACAUUGAUGGAAUUGUUUCCACCUCAGGGAGCAAAGGGAAUCAGGUUCACCUAUUGAAUUUGUGUGCAUUAAGGUUACUUUAAUUUAAGAGAUAAAUAAUGUCACUGGCUGUCUCUUCAUACCUCCUCUCAAUCAAUCAAUUGUAAAGCUUUUAUUUACCAUACAGACCACACACAAACAGAACGUGUGACUCAUACCUUUGUUAGCAGCAUUCAAUCUAGCUAUCUGCACCUCUCUGACCUUCACUUCCUUCCUUCCUUCACUUCUUACCAGAAUGCACAAAGAAAUCUAUAAAGGUAAGAAACCAAACAGUGGUCCUACAUGACCCAGCAACUGGGAGGGCAAGGGUCACAGAGGCUCAGUGCGUUCGACAGACACUUAACACUAUGCAAUGCCACAUGCUGAUAUGUUAUCAGAUGUGAUUUUCCUAUGUUUGUCAAGUUAGCUUAGCAUGUCCCCAUGCUAACAUGUAAUAAACACACAUCUGAUGGGAAGGCUGAUAGGUAUGUCAGUUUUGCGGGAAUUCAGAUACAAAUCAAAUCAACAAAAAAAAACUACUACUUGAAGAAAAAAUUAAUGGGAUGUAGAAGUUGUAAAAAAUCCCUUUCAUCCUUAAGGGAAGACGUUUAACAAAAUAAAAUCGCAUGGCAUCUACACAACAUUUAAAGAGACAUUUGACUCAAAAUCUACCAAUACCAGUUGAUCACUAAAGAUAUGAAUCAGUGUUUCACCACACAUAGACGAUACCUUGGCGCGCAGCCACAAAUAUAUUUUCAAUCGUUUUUUAUUAAUUCAUUUAUAAACUCACUGCCACAUGCACAAGAGCGAGAGAGCGAGAGAGACGGCGAGAGAUACUGCGAGAGAGCUAGAUAAAGAGAGGGGUCCGCUGUCCGUAUGUCCCUCCCAUAAAGACGCCGACUGAGGUGCAAUAUUCAUAUCAAAACUGACGCGUCUACUCCAUGGUUUAAAUAUUUGGAUGCUGCCAUGCACUCGUAGUUUACGAUGAUUACUGUGAUACACAUCAACAUCAAUGAGCCUCCUCUUGCACAAUCACCUGAGCUAAUUUUAACUAGUCGUAUUUGAAACUGCUGGGUGUCAUGUGGAUUAGGCCUACCUCACACAGCCCCAAGAAAUUCUACCUCAAUUCAUUUUAUAUUACUUAUGUGUAUCCGAGAGUGCAACAUGACCAUGAUGAUGAUUAAAACGAAUUAACAGUUGUUGUUUUAAUUAUAAUUUUUCAGAGCCAAGUGUUAGAUUUAGUUAGGCUUUUGUAAUUCCCAUUAUGGAAGUAAUCUGCUAACAAGUUACAUAUUAGUAAUUAGGGUGUGAGGAAUUUUACACAAUUUAACUGAGGUUUCAGACUGAUUAAGAAAUAAUGCCCCUCAUGCCUUUGAUUAUAAAUGUUUCAAAAUGUAGAAAAUGGCAUCAUUCUUCCAUUUUUCUCCAAAGAAGGCCCCACUCUUGUUUGAUGUUGCACGCUUGUACAAUAAAAGGGACUAACAGGCAGACAUCUGGGCCAACUGAAUUACACGUGUAUCACACUCAUCUGUGUCGCUCGUACUGUGAUUGUCACUCGUACUGGAGAUAUUCUGCACACUCAAACAGUUUAUAUUAAAGCAGGCUACAGGUGGUUUUAGUGAACUGGCCAACAGGUGCAGCACUUCAAAGACUAUCAGUUGACUUGCUAAACUUCGACAUAACCUGACUUAUUUGCAGUAACAGAAGUCUGUUUCUCUCACACAUUGAACAUCUGUACCGCUUCGUUUCUAAAUUGUUACUUCACUUGCUCACCUACAGAAACCCAAGUAUAUACAUAAAUUUAGCAAGACUUCAUAUUAAUGGACCUGUAAACUGAAUUAAUCAUGGCAUCAAAGACCCCUAUGCUGCCCCAAAGCUUCCCCAAAAUCUGCCUGUGUGAGACCUAAGGCUCAAAUAUACUUGCUUUUGAACUACACAACAUGCUGCGUUGUGUACGCGUAGGCUGUGUGGCUUUACUCAUUCAUGACCACAAACAAACCUACCAAACCUUUACAGGUGCCUUUGUACAUGAAUAUAUUUCACUAUAUGACUGAACAAGGUAAUAUACAAAUCAAAAAUAAAACACGAGAAUGGGGAGAAUAGUGUCCAUGAACAUGUUUGACAUUACUACGGCCCUGGCCAAAGGUAUGUAGAAAUGGUCCCAAACUGACUUAAUUACCGUAAAAUCCGGUGCAACCAAUAUACUAGUAUAAAAUACUGAAACACACACCGUCAUUACCGCGGGUGACGCAGCCCCUAUCACUGCGACCUGAUGCGAUUAAAAACCCAUCCCCAUUCAUUGUGUAUUGAAAGCUUUUCUCCCUCACGAGGUCAUAAUCAUGCAUUUACAGAAAACAGUGGUAUAUUGUUCUGUAAAUAAACCUUGUGGAGUGCACUUUUGAUUGAAAGACUCCUAUAUUAAACUCCUGAAGAGUGACCAGCGGAGUCGGGCCCUUUUUCAAACCAAACCCUACACCCUCCCCCUCUGUGACGUAGUGCACUCCGUCAGAAGUGACACUCUCAGCUGAAUGAAGUCCCCUUCAUCAAGGUGUAGGGUAGAAAUACAGCGGCAGGCUUUGGGAAAAACUUCCCUCUCUCAGGUGGAAACGGGAACUGUGUGUUACCAUGGUUACUCAGCGGUAUCUUGCAGGAACGGCUUUUUUUUGUAGCUAAUGCAUUGUGUAAAAAUAUUUAUGUAGCCUAGAUUAUUCUUAUUCUUCUUUAGUUAUAUUAGUGUAGACUUUUUAAGAAAACUAUUAGAUUGAGCCUACAUUGUUUAUUGUAAUUUAUAAUUUCAGCUAAGUUACUGUAAUUUCAUAGAACAGGGUGUCCUAAAUUAAUGCAAAGACAAGGAUAAUAUCGUUGAACAUCAGAGCAGCAAAAAGUGUAUUUUUUUGUUGUUGAACUGAGAUUUCACAAAGACAUCAGAAGUAGAAAAAUAAGAAAUAAAUAUUAACAGCGAAAUGUUGUCUGCAACAUGAUUUAAUAUUCUUUUGUUUUUGCAACAGUCCCUGUAAAUAUAAAACACAUACAUUUGAUCCUCGGUAAAUUACACAUUUGAAGUUGUUAACGUCUGUGUGAGGCUAUUAAAUGUCUGUCUUAGUCGGAGCAGUGUUUGAACUCACAGGUUGCUUCAUCCAUGACUACCGGACACAUUAGGUGUUGCACGUGAUCCGAAUGUCGGCAUCGGUGGUGCAGACUCGCUGGUGAAGGGUUUUUACGACCCACUACCACUUCCCGCUAAUUGGUUUGGGACGGACUUAAUAAAGUGGGUAGGGAGAGGGUGUAGUGGCUGGUUUGAAAAAGGGCCUGUGCCUCACGACUUUCCCUGCAGGCUGGGAGAACAACUACCGUACUGUAGCUAGUAGGAGCGCAAACUCCCGAAAGUGAAAACAGACAGAACUAGAAGAGCGACACAGCUGCACAGAAACUGCACGUUGUAGACAUCGCUGAACACAAUAUAAAUCGUCACGCAGGAAGACACUUUAAACGUUUUUCUCUCUCUAAGAGACCUUCAAAACAGGGUGCGUCUUAUAUUCCGGAUUUUACGGCAGUUGCCUGUUGAAUACUUAAUAUCUAUUUUGCUUAAUUUGUUGACAACACCUGACCAAUUCUGAAGACAAUAUGGACAACAACAGCCAGCCUUCACAUGAUGAAGGUCGAGUUCGCUCCUGUUUCUUCAGCGCUGUUGGGCUGUUCACCGGAGACAUGAGACUCUGCAGAGAAUGGGUGAAAAGACAGGUUUUGGUUAUCCAACUGACGGACUGGAUUUUCCGAGGGGUGGCCCAGGUCAUGUUUGUUAACAACCCUCUCAGUGGAGUCCUCAUCACAUGCAGCCUUUUCCUGCAGAACCCCUGGUGGGCCCUGAAUGGUCUUCUGGGGACCCUUAUCUCCACUGUAUCCGCAAUGUUGCUAGGACAAAACAGGGAAGCCAUAUCAGCGGGUUUGCAUGGCUACAACGGAACAUUGGUCGGCAUGCUGAUGGCUGUUUUCUCCGCCAAAGAAAGUUGGUACUGGUGGCUGUUACUGCCAAAUAUGUUUAUGUCCAUGUUGUGCCCGGUGGUCUCCAGUGCCUUGUCCUCAGUCGCCAGCAAAUGGGACCUCCCAAUAUUCACCCUUCCUUUUAAUAUUUUGGUGUGUCUACACAUUGCAGCAACAGGAGCCAAUCACCCCUUCUUCCCAGAGGUGGAUAUCAAGCCAAAUCACCUCCAUGACUCCAUCCAAAGCCUCAAUAUCUCUCAGCUCUUCCUGUCAGUGCCAGUCGGUGUUGGCCAGGUGUACGGCUGCGACAGUCCUUGGACAGGAGGGCUCAUCCUUCUGGCCCUGCUGCUUUCCUCACCAACUAUCUGUUUCCACGCCAUGUUGGGCUCAGCUGCUGGCAUCCUGUCUGGACUUGCUCUGGCCGCUCCUCACAAGGACAUUUUCUCAGGGUUGUGGGGAUAUAACAGUGCUCUAUCCUGCAUUGCCAUUGGAGGUGUAUUCUAUGUCUUAACAUGGCAAACCCAUCUACUAGCUGUAAUAUGUGCUCUUUUCUGUGCAUUCAUGACUGCUGCGACCUCGAACCUGAUGUCCAUGCUCGCAUUACCGGCCUGCACGUGGCCUUUCUGCCUGUCAACUCUCAUCUUCCUCCUCAUUUCCUCUGAGAUCCAAGACAUCUGCAGACUGCCUCUGUCUGUGGUCUCCUACCCCGAGGAAAAUCGGCGCUACCGGAGACAAUUAAAGGCCUUGGAGAAAGCUCAGCACUGUCAGCAGAGCAGCAGCCAAAAAGAGGCCCAGCAGAGGGAGAACAGUGGGCCAAAUGUCCACUUGGUGGUGGAGAUGGGCUGCAGUGAGUGAAUCUAUGUCUUGCCAGGCUCCUAGUCCUAACCUUUGUGGCAGUUAAAUUGUCAGAAAUUAAGGAACAAUAUGGGUAUAUACAUAUUUUGGCAUUUCCUAUCUUGCAUAAUACUUGUUAUAUAAAAUAGCUGGCAUUGCAUCGACUAAAUGGAAUUUAUUUUCUUAUGCAACACGGCUUGUCAUACCAGCAGAGGGCAGCACUAUCCAAGAAAAGAUUCGCUGUUGUAUCAUAUAAAUCUAUUAAUACUGAGGAAACAACAUCAAUUUUGAAUGCAGGGAUACAUUUAUGUAAACUAUCAUUGUAAGCAAUAAUAUAAAUCAUUUUGCAUGGAGUCUUGUGAUGUAACAGGAAACAGAACUCACUUGAGCUUUAGUGGUUUCUGUGAGAUACAGACAAUGAGCCUUAGAGGAGAUUUUAGGAAGCGCUCCCCCAGCAAAAACACCCUCUUCUCUGCCAGGCAUAAUCCAUCAAUGCCUUCUGCGCUCAAAUCUGUCCUAUUGUUUCCUCUAAAAUUUCUUAUCUCCAUUUUGACUUCUCGCUGUGCCUCUUCCCCAGUUUGACAUGCUUUUCUAACCCCCCUUUGUAGCGCCUCUACCUCUUCUUCUUCCUCUUUCUUUAUCAGUAUUCAUCACCUCUUUCUUUGAGCAAACCCUUUCUCCUUUUUCUCUUAAGCGAGCAGAUUCUGACCUCUGUGAAAAGAAGCUACUAGGACGUCAGCUCAUACAAAAAAAAAACAUAUACAACCCUGCCUGGGUCUGUCUGCAUUUAUAUUAACAUUUGGAAAAUAGUGUGUCAUUAUUGCCAUCUGCCUGUCUGGUUAUGUGGAGCACAGGCACAAGGCUGCAGUCUAGCCAGUGCUACACAUAACAGUCACACUCCCAGACAUGUGUGGGUGCUGCAGUACAUCGGGGGAGAAGGUGUGAGACGAGGGUAGGGAAAGGAGUUGAAAAUGAGACAACUCAUCUUCUUGCCUGGUGAUAAAAUAUGACUUGUUAUGACAGAUUCUUGAAGUGUAAUGUGCCUUUUUUGUCUGACAAUUCAACCCCAAAAAUCCAAAUCAUUUUUACUUAAUAGUCUAAAAGCAGAACAGAGGAAACUCUCCUCAAUUCUACAUUAUUGUUUUCUAUUAUCAAAUCUAACCCGGAGGUUAAAGUGACCGUACACGGUGGGUUCAUUCGUUGACCUUUGAAGGACAGGAUAAGUGCGGGUAGAGGGAUGGUGCGAGCUGAGGUGGUGUCACUUCCCCUGUGUCAGUGCCGUGCGCCCACAGCAGUGUGAUUCACCUUCCUAAGUCCACUGCAGGAGGUGCCCACUGUUCCCACAAAACAUUAGCAGGGUGGAAAGAGGGAUGGGGCUGAACCUUUGAGGGACAAAGCCUUGCCACACAGUCACACAAACCUUCAUGCAUGCAGAGAAAAAACAUGUCCCUGUACAGACUGUUUGUCCACUUCUGUGUCUGUCAGUGAAGAAUAGCAAGUCCUAUAUAACAAUAUUGGCUGGGGUAUUUUAUAACCGCUGAUGAUUAUGGAUCUGUAUCAAGACAAAGAUAUCAGCAGCACUAACAAUGGGGAAAAGGGAAAAGGGAACUGUAUUCAGAAUGAUCCAAUGGUGUUGAUGUUGAUGGAUCUGUCAUUUAUCCACAAAGUUAAAAGAGAUGGAUCAGAUUUGACACAGUGUCAUUACAUAAAAGGAUACUGUUGGCAUUGGAUUUCUGUUAUAUAUUCCUAAAUAUGUUUGAUCCAUUUUGCAUAAGCAUGACAAAUUUGGCUAAGGGCAUCAAUGGGUUUUUUAGAAAAGAUCUGAGGCAUUAAGCAUACAAAUGUACACAAAGGACCAUGUUAUGUAAGAUUCUGUGACUGGUUUGUCAGAGACUCUUACAUAACAAUGUUAGUAAGAAGCCUAAUCUGUUGCAGAUUCAUGAAUGGGUUUAUAUGGGCUACAAUUGGCUAUCACCGAUCGCCUAUUCACCUCCCUCCAACAAUCACCAUAGAUGCUUCAACUUGAUACGCUUUCUAACUGUGCAUGCUUACAUUUGAAGUAUUGCAUUAAAAGGCUUGAGUGUAAUGGCCAUGCAUAUAGAGUAAACCAUUGAAAUCAGCAGUCAGAUGAAACUCAGGCAAGCAAUCUGCUACCCUUAAAUGUGCUGGUGUUUAGUGGUGGGGGAAAAAAAAGUGCUUUGGGGAUUUAUUUUAGAUUCAGAAGGGAAAAGUUGCCAACAGGAAAUGUGCAAAAUGUGAAAAACAGCAGAUAGACAUAGAUAAUGUAAGUUAUAGCUAAUAUGCACACUUUCAAAUCAUCGUCAAAUGCAUACUCUCAUACAAAGUGUGCAGAGGCUGGCUGACUUUUAGCAGUUGUCUAUGGUUCAGUUCCUCGUCAAACCCUCAAUCAAUGUCAUUGUUAACAUGUAAAUCAUUGGUUAAAGACCUUCCAUCCACCUUCCAUUGCACAGUAUUAGAUAUCUGUUCAUUAUAUUCUUUGCUUGAAUAUUACUACUUUAUAAACCUGACCUAUAGUGUACACACUUUACUGUUAGGUCACAGCUGUACACAUAAUAUGUCACAAUUUCUGUAACUCCUAUUUCUACCUGCAAUGUUGUUCAUAUUUCAGUGUACUCAUAAUAAAUUCUAACUGAAUUUGACCAGUUUUUAAUUUGUGUAUUGGUUAGAUGUUGUACAGUAUUUCAUUUUGCACCUCUUAACCUCUGUUCAAUUAAAAUAAAGUCGAACCUAAAUGACA
Messenger RNA from Labrus mixtus (cuckoo wrasse), 8461 nucleotides. RefSeq names its product urea transporter 1-like. The transcript is spliced from 9 exons. Bases 4513 to 5724 code for a protein of 403 amino acids. The record is from RefSeq and is a predicted model, not a curated record. NCBI's taxonomy places the organism in Eukaryota, Metazoa, Chordata, Actinopteri, Labriformes, Labridae. Gene Ontology annotation, cellular component: membrane. Gene Ontology annotation, biological process: urea transmembrane transport. Gene Ontology annotation, molecular function: urea transmembrane transporter activity.